Messenger RNA from Capronia coronata CBS 617.96, 1557 nucleotides. RefSeq lists its product as uncharacterized. The transcript is spliced from 8 exons. The record is from RefSeq and is a predicted model, not a curated record. Gene Ontology annotation, biological process: transmembrane transport. Lineage: Eukaryota; Fungi; Ascomycota; Eurotiomycetes; Chaetothyriales; Herpotrichiellaceae. Gene Ontology annotation, molecular function: transmembrane transporter activity. Gene Ontology annotation, cellular component: membrane. The coding region runs from base 1 to 1557 and encodes 518 amino acids.
AUGACCCAGGUUUCAGGUGAAGGAGACCCAUCAGGAAGCACCAACUCUCCAGGGGACGAGAAGAGAUCCGUCACUGUGACUCAAACACCAAUUACCAAAGUAUCUGGAAGAGGUCGUUUUGAUGUCGCCGCCGAGUUUCUCAACCUUCACGCAGCAGAGCAUGGCUCAUAUACUGCUGCCGAGGCCAGACGUGUUCUCUGGAAAAUCGAUAUCCGCCUCAUUCCAUUGAUGACUCUGACCGUUAUCCUCAACGCUCUCGACAAAAUCAUCGUUUCGAACGCAGCAAUCUAUGGCAUGACCAAGGAUUGUCAUCUCCAUGGUCAACAAUAUAGCUGGGUGGCAUCCAUAUUCUAUUUUGGAUAUCUCGUGGCUGAAUUCCCUGCCAAUCUGAUGAUUCAAAAAUACCCUGUUGGCAAACUCAUCGGAAUUGCUGCACUCUGCUGGGGAGCUAUGGUGACGCUGCUGGCUGCCUGCAGUAACGCAGCAGGACUCAUGACCCUGCGUUUCUUCAUGGGGAUGUUCGAGGCUCCCAUGUUUCCUGUCUGUGCCGUCACCACUGUCAUGUGGUACAAGAAGGAUGAACAACCGCUGCGCACAGCGAUCUGGUUUGGACAAUUCUCCUCGCUCUUUUCGGGUAUUGUUUCUUAUGGAAUCGGUCAUAUCCACUCCGGCAUCGCCUCCUGGAGACUGCUGUUUAUUGUCAUGGGUCUCUUCACCCUCUGUUGGGGUACCAUGCUAUACUUCUUUAUGCCGGAUUCACCCUUGGACUGCAGAUUCUUGAAUGACCGAGAGAAAUACAUUGCUGUGCACCGAAUCAAAGAUAACAUGACAGGCAUCGAGAACAAGACCAUCAAAUGGUACCAAGUGCGAGAAGCAUUCACCGACUGGAAGACCUGGCCUUUGGCCGUUUAUUGCCUGUGCAUCAACAUUGCAAAUGGCGGGUUCUAUUCCUUCUCAGCACAAAUCAUCUCCGGUCUUGGUUUCCCGGCCCUGGAAACCACUCUGCUCAACAUGCCCAUCGGUGUUAUAGCAACCUUGUGCAGUAUCGCCGUCACCAUCCCAGGAACGAAAUUCAAAAAUAUGCGCUGUAUUUCGGCCGCAACAGUAGGGCUCGUACCCAUCGCCUGCUGUGUCCUCAUGAUGAAACUUCCACUGGACGAUAAGUAUGGUCGCCUUGCGGUGUACUACGUUGCAUUCACUUAUUGGGCUGGAUACGCGAUGGUUACUUCCCUCCCUAUGGCCAACACUUCGGGACAUUCGAAGAAGGUGGCCCGGAAUGCGAUCAUGUUCCUCUCCUACUGCCUGGGGAACAUCAUCGCUCCUCAAUUUUUCCGAGCGUCCGAAGCUCCCGAGUAUCCCACUGCCUACAGAGCUAUUCUGUCCGGUAUCACGAUUGCAAUGGCGUGUUUGGUCGUCUACGGAGUUGGUGUUCAUUUUGAGAACCGCAAGAUGGUCAAACGUGGUGAUACACAACGCUUUGUCGAAGAGGCUAGUACGGACGAGAUCCUUCUCGAUAUCACAGACAAGGAAAAGAAGGGCUUCGUCUAUGUCUACUAG